This is a messenger RNA of Silurus meridionalis, 4006 nucleotides long. RefSeq names its product LEM domain containing 3 (gene lemd3). Bases 59 to 2722 code for a protein of 887 amino acids. Gene Ontology annotation, cellular component: nuclear inner membrane. The transcript is spliced from 13 exons. The record is from RefSeq and is a predicted model, not a curated record. Gene Ontology annotation, molecular function: chromatin DNA binding. Gene Ontology annotation, biological process: nuclear envelope organization; negative regulation of BMP signaling pathway. NCBI's taxonomy places the organism in Eukaryota, Metazoa, Chordata, Actinopteri, Siluriformes, Siluridae.
UUGUAAAAUCGCUCCUUGAGAAGAGAGUUACUCUGUUAGUUCAUAACCACGCUGCUGUAUGUGCUCUCUUACAGUACUUGUACGUCAUUUCCGGUGGCGCUCUCAGUGCGACUUUUGUGCAAAGAUGGCGUCCGUGCAGCUCACGGACGAGGAGCUUUUCUCUGAGUUAAAGCGCCUCGGCUUCACCCCGGGCCCGGUCACGGAGAAUACGCGGCCCGUGUACGUAAAAAAGCUCAAAAAGCUACGCGAGGAGCAGCAGCAGCGUUCCAGGGGCGUGAAGGGGAGAAACGGCAGCAGCGUCAACAACAGCAGUAACGCCAGUAGCGGCGGCGGUAAUAACGGCCACACAGCGGCGGGAGCCGCGGCGUUCCGCGCUCGACCGACUGCCAUUGACGCCAUUCACGUGAACUCGACACGAAGCCCCGGUGCUCGGCCAAUUCUGGUGGAAAAACGAGCGGACAGGACCGGAAAGUUUGUCCUGGGAUUUAGCUCGGACGAGUCGGACGCGGAGGCGCCGCAGAAAAAGGGAGGCCCGAACCACAGAGGCGCCAGGAGAGACCGAGGCUCGGCGCUGCUCUCGAUAAGGCCUACACAGGAGUCUCCCGCCUCCGGUGCUCGCAGAACUACUCUCGGUUUAAACAGUAACACCAAAUACCACCUCGGACUUUCGGAGAGCAGAAGAAGCACUUUAGGGUCCCCGUGGUGGACAGACAGGGGGAGAUCAAGCUCGCAUCGCGACGUGGAGGAGGAUGAGGAUAAGGAUGAUAACUGCGAACCGGAGGACACGGAUAAUCUUGAGGAUACUGAGAGGACCGGGACGACUCUAAACGGUAGUAAAGGGUCUUACAACAACAACAAGCUGUCUGGGGAUUAUUCUGAUUCUGACGAAGAGGAAGACGAGGAAGAGGAGGAACCAGAGCGCCGACGCGAGCGCCGUCUGCUUUCCAGACGGAGUGUGUCGAAGUUCACGUCCACUCCUUACAAAAGCGUCUGGGAUUCGAAACGCGUCCGGGAAAAGGUGGCAGACACCAAGUCUGGCACUGCCGGUCUAGACAUGGCGAGUGAGUGGGGGGAGGACGACGGAGAAACAGCCGAGUUGACCGGUGGCUAUGUGAAAAAUUCCCGCUUCACGAGUGUGAACGGCGAGGAGAGCAGCAGCAGCAAACCCGACGGGGAGGCCCCCACAAGCAGCGGUAGCUUCAGCUCGGCACUCAGACCUCGUUUUUCCACCUAUAACAGUCUGACCUCCACUUACGCCUUCAACAACUCGAACCACACCAGCUCCAACCAUAACUACAGCCACAAACGAAAGGCUGCGGGGCCAGAGGAUGAGCUGCUGGAGCAGUUUAAACGGGAUGAGGUGUCCUCCACCGGUAGCUUCAGCGCUCACUACCUGUCCAUGUUCCUUCUGACCGCCGCCUGCCUCUUCUUCCUGCUGCUCGGCCUCAUGUACCUCCGAAUGCGGGGCUCUGUACCUUCAGACGCAGUUACUGGCAGAAGCCACCCAUUUGGUGCAACCUUUGAUCAAACAUAUAACCACACGGAGAAAGACACCAUUCUCAGUCUUCUACUCCAUCUACAUGAGCAUCUGGCUAAUACUGCAGGUGAACAUGACUGCAAAGAUCUCAACGAUCCAUUAAACAGAAGUGUCUCCUUUUCUGAGGCUACAGCGUAUCUAAAGAUGCAAAAUAUAAGCUAUGACGGCUGGAUAGAAACAGCCAUGGAGUGGAUCAUUGUCACCGGAGAGAUUUCUGGUAUAAGGUUGAUUGCAGAUGACCCUAUGCAACUAGUGGAAGACAUGUCUGACAUAGCUCGUCUGGAGUCCACUCACCCUCGCAUGUCCUUCGUUUGCCGUUUGCGACGAGCCUUCUUCACUGUGAUCUACAGAGUACUUCUCAUUCUUGCUGGAAUUGGCAUUGUAUACGGCGUAAUUCGUUACGUGAAGUACCGAUGGAGGAAGGAGGAGGAUGAGACCAGGCAGAUGUAUGACAUGGUGGAGAAAAUCAUAGAUGUCUUGAGAAGUCACAACGAAGCUUGCCAGGAGAAUAAGGAGCUGCAGUGUUAUCUGCCUAUUCCACACGUGCGGGACUCUCUUGUUGAGCCGCAGGACAGGAAGAAGAUGAAGAGAGUUUGGGAAAAAGCUGUGAAUUUCCUCUCUGCAAAUGAGUCCCGCAUACGGACUGAAACACAGAGGAUUGGUGGAGCUGAUUUCCAGGUGUGGCGGUGGCUUCAGCCUUCCUUGUCUUCUGACAAGAUGUGCAAUAUGCCCUCUAAAGUAUGGCAGGGAAAAGCGUUUCCUUUGGAUCGAAGGAAUUCGCCACCAAACAGCUUAACACCAUGUCUGAAAAUUCGCAACAUGUUUGACCCUGUAAUGGAGGUGGGGGAAAACUGGCAUCUUGCCAUUCAAGAAGCCAUUUUGGAGAAAUGCAGCGAUAAUGAUGGGAUCGUCCAUAUUGCUGUUGAUAAGAAUUCACGAGAGGGCUGUGUGUAUGUGAAGUGCCUUUCAGCUGAGCACUCUGGAAAAGCUUUCAAGGCACUGCAUGGCUCUUGGUUUGAUGGAAAGCUGGUGACUGUUAAGUACCUACGUCUUGACCGCUACCACCAGCGUUUCCCACAGGCCCUGGGCUGUAACACGCCUCUGAAACCGUCCAGCUCCAACAUGAACACAAUGGCCCGGCUACACCAGCGAACCAGCACAUCCAGUUUCCUGAGCUUCUCCUGAGUCUUAACCAUGUCCUCUUGUGCUCUGUCCCUCUUUUACAUUUCUUCUUCUCCAUAUCUGGCUCCUCCCUGCAUUUGGAGCCAUGCUCAGGAGCUUUUUCCUGUGGUGGUCCUUUGUAAGCAGGUCUAAAGUUUGCAGCAAUGCUGUCCGGGUAUUUUUUUUUUUUUUUUUUUUUUUUUUUGUGUGGAGUUGAAGCUAAAGAGGAGAGCUGUGCACAAGGAACAUGUUGGGAGUUGCCAGAGCUUUGCUUAGGACAGCUAGUCAUGCAUAUCCCUCCUCUCAAAUGUUGGUGCAAUGGACACACUAUCUAUUAUGCUUUUCCUUUUCUUUUUUUUCUUUGGUUUUUGUAAUAGACUGGCUAUUGAUUUAACAAAGAAUCAUGGCUUCCAAUUUAUUCAACUUUUCAGAUUUGAGGAUGAGAGAUAACUGAAGCUGCUGUCUGUGGUUGUAAUCUUGUCUCUCUUUUGAAUUUUUUUUGUCUGAAGUUUACUUGGUCAAAAGGAGUUCUAUUGGGCUAUACAUUGCUGCAUGUGCUGGUUCCAAUAUCCCUAUAUUUAUGCUUUAAAUUGUAUCAUAUAACAUGGAUGUUUAUUUCCCCGGAAGACCUUUUUAACUUUAUGUAUUUCAUUUUUCCUUGUAGUUUUUAGUCCAAAACAAUGGCAUGCACACACUCUAAAAAGAGUGCUGUAAAUAUUUGUUGAAUGGUGGUGGUUGAAAUAUGUCUGUAUGAAACUGCAGAUUGUCAUAAGCUCUAAUUUUUUUUUUUUUUUAAACAACAAAUAAGAAAAAUGUGUCUUCGGGGAUGCUGUGACCACACAGUCAUUUUAUAUAACCCACUUGGUUUUGACAUGUGCAGAGUAAUUUAUGCGUGUUAUUCCAAUUUCAUGCAUUUUUUCACCUCAGUUUUGCCAUUUUGAUUGUAUUCCAUUGUACUCUAAUGUAUUAUUACUAUUAUUAUUUUCUUUAUAUUUUGAAAGUUAUACAUUUUCAUUAUGAUUGAUACAGUUUGAUGGUUUUGACAUUUUCCCCUCACCCACAGAUAUCCUCUGGCCACCAAAGUGAUUUAGUGCACAGCCAAAACUCAAGUAUUCCACAUGAACAGUAUCAGCAAAUCUGGUCAAGUGAAUGAGUUUGUCACUAUUUACACACUUCUUUGCCCAUUCUGUGUCAUAGUCCUUUGAGAGAGGGACAAUAAGUCAUGCUGAAUUACAAAAGGCAUGCCAUGUUUUGUUCAAAUAAGGUGUGGGUUCAUUUGAGAUUAAUAAAGUGUAAGUUUGUAAGAAA